UAUUUAUGUGUUUUUGUAACAUCACCCAUUUUUGAGAAUGUGGACCAUACAAAUGAUUGAAAACGUAACAUUUUCCUAAAAAUGACACGAUUGACUUUUUGUGAGGGGGAUACAACUGUUCACUCCGUUCUUGGAGCUGCAAGUUCAUUUGUUACUCUGCUUGCUGCUGUUAAUCCUGCUUACCCUCUUUUUCCUUUCGUUGCCAUGGAUAUACUAUUUCUAUGGCAACUGCAUGCCUUUGUGGAUGGCCUCAGGCCCCCUCUGUAGAAGACUCUCUGAACCUUUCAUUACACUUUUACUUUGAGCUCACAGACAAAUCACACAAGUCACACAUGGUUUUACUUCAUCUUUAGUUUUCCUUUUGACCUUUUAUUUCUCUUGUCUUUUGCCAGUCAUACAAUUGCGUCUUACAUUCUGUUAUUAAUUCCAACUACUAAAGCUGCUUUGAGGGUAAAUUACACCCCAGGAUCUCACUUUGUGAAUCAUGACACUUGAUGCUGCAGAAGAAAGCCGAUCAGAUUUGUACGACUUGUUAGCCAAGCGAGUCAAGACCUCAAGCUUUCUAAUCUUCAAUGGUAGAAACCAGAUCUCCGCUUCAAAGAUACAUGAGAAGUCCUUGGAAACAGAAAAUAGAGAUGAGGAGCUUCUCCAGAAGAAAGUGCUGCAUGUAAGAGAGAGUGAAAGGUGGGAAGGGAGUGAGGCUGUGAUCUUCCCGAGGCUCCCAUCUGUCUUGUGCGGAGCAGGCAGGUGGGGCUCUCCACCUGCUGAAUGAACCCUGUCAGUGUCGGGGGGUACCAUGGGCUGCGGGUGGGCUCGGCCCUGCUCAGCAUUGUGGCUGGCUGCAUUAUUAUCGGGGUGUCCCGGGACUGUGAUGCUGAUGCCGUGGGUGGAAUCUUCCUGGGAGCUGGAGGCCUUGGUAUGCUUAUAUCAGUCUAUCCCUUCAUAAAAGCCUGGCUGAACAUCAACAACAUUCUUCCUUACUUUGGAAACUUCCGAGUUCACCCCACAGCAGUCACUCCAGCUCCAGAUUUACCAGCUGAAACUCUAAGACGAGAAGGAACUCAAGUCCAGCUGGAACGUUCCAAGAGUCGCAUGGGAACCUUUGUGGAGGGUGGACCGAUACCCGAGCACAGUCCAGAUGAGGGGGCUUCUUCAGACAUGCCAGAUGUCCUAGCGAGACGGAAACUGAAGCAAACAUCUUCCGACCAAGACCUGCCAUGAUAUCAUCACCAUGAGACGUCAGCCCAAAGAGACACCAAGACUUGCCUUCCAGUUGCUGUGCGAGCUGAGAACUCCUUUAAGUUAUGUUGUCUAAUAAAUCAGCGAUGAUUAAAUUA
Messenger RNA from Oryzias melastigma (Indian medaka), 1337 nucleotides. RefSeq names its product kinocilin (gene kncn). The transcript has 5 exons. The record is from RefSeq and is a predicted model, not a curated record. The coding region runs from base 769 to 1221 and encodes 150 amino acids. NCBI's taxonomy places the organism in Eukaryota, Metazoa, Chordata, Actinopteri, Beloniformes, Adrianichthyidae.